AUGAUUCGAAAGGUACUCUUGUUAACGACGAUGUUGGUAGGAAUUUUGAGCGAACCUCAAGGAUCUGCCUACCUUCCACCUACAGGAUCCGGACCACGUCCAAAUACUGGAGGAAGUGGCCACCCAGACGAGUGGGCCGGUGAUCCGGCAAAUUACGAGUUUUCGUAUGAAAUAGAAGAUGCAGUAGCUGGGUUAAAUUUUGGCCAUCACGAAUCACGAAAGGACGAUGAAGCAACUGGAACUUAUCAUGUACUAUUGCCAGACGGUAGGACGCAGAUCGUCGACUACGUUGCCGACGGUGCUGGCUAUCGUCCCAUGGUACGGUACGAGGGAACGGCAACGUAUCCAGCUGCAGAGUCGCCUGCUUCACGAGGAUCUACCAGUAACGAGGGAUACAGAUACUAAUCAAGUUACAGA
Molecule: messenger RNA, 417 nt
Organism: Habropoda laboriosa
Lineage: Eukaryota; Metazoa; Arthropoda; Insecta; Hymenoptera; Apidae
Product: pro-resilin-like
Exons: 3
Coding region: 1-405 (134 amino acids)
Cellular component (GO): extracellular matrix
Source: RefSeq, a predicted model, not a curated record